AUGAUAAUUACAACGUGGAUUGUGUACAUUCUCGCCCGGAAAGGCAUGGGGCUCCCCUUCCCGCCAAUAACCAGCUCGGACAUUGAUGUUGUGGAAAGCGAGGCUGUAUCUGUAGUACAGCAUUGGUUGAAAAAAACAGAGGAAGAGGCUGCCCAGGGCAUAAAGGAGAAGAUGUCAACCAACCUUCCUCCCACCCAUGGCCAAGACAUACAUGUGACCAGAGAUGCGGUGAAGCACCAUCUCUCAAAGUCUGAUCUGUCAGCAAACCAGAGUCAGGAGGUGCUGGAGGAGAGGACAAGAAUCCAGUUCAUCAGAUGGAGCCGUACCCGUAUCUUCCAAGUGCCAAGUGAGAUGACGGAGGACAUCAUGCGAGAUCGAAUAGAGCAGGUGAGAAGAAGGGCUGUGUCAGCCUCCGUGGUGCCUGCCCCGGGGGGCACAGAGGGCUCUGGGCUGAGGGCCUCUUGCCCCUGGGCCGUGGUCUGGGUGCGUGGUGGGUAG
Molecule: messenger RNA, 498 nt
Organism: Lemur catta (Ring-tailed lemur)
Lineage: Eukaryota; Metazoa; Chordata; Mammalia; Primates; Lemuridae
Gene: SPATA19
Product: spermatogenesis associated 19
Exons: 7
Coding region: 1-498 (165 amino acids)
Source: RefSeq, a predicted model, not a curated record